Messenger RNA from Chara braunii, 1939 nucleotides. The record is from the annotation of a GenBank genome assembly. Lineage: Eukaryota; Viridiplantae; Streptophyta; Charophyceae; Charales; Characeae.
GUUCGUGACCUCAUUCGAGAGUACCACGACGUUUUCCCAUCGUCGUUCUCGUACGCUGGCAUCCCACCGAUGCGCGACGUCGAGCACUCCAUCCAGCUUGUGCCUGACUAUCGUGUUCACCACCAGGCACCCUAUAGACUCUCGAUCCCCGAGGCCACUGAACUCAAGCGUCAGCUUGAGGAGCUCCUGAGACUGGGUUUCAUUAAACCCAACAACUUCCCGUGGGGUGCAUCCGUCAUCUUUGCUCGCAAAGCGGAUGGAACUCUCCGUCUCUGCAUCGACUAUCGUGGCCUCAACCGCUACACGGUUAAGAACAACUACCCCAUGCCUCGUUCCGACGAGCUGUUCGGCCGCCUAGCAGACAACCGCUUCUUUACGAAGAUUGAUCUUCGUAGCGGUUACCACCAGAUUCGCGUCGCUGUAGCCGACCAGCCGAAGAUAGCGUUCCGAUCGCGCUUCGGCCACUACGACUUCAAAGUGAUGCUAUUCGGCCUCACCAACGCACCCGCUACCUUCCAGAGAGCAAUGAACGACAUCUUUAGGGACAUCCUGGAGCAGCACAUUCUCGUCUACCUCGACGAUAUCCUGGUCUACAGCCGUACCCUUGAGGAGCAUCUAAGACACCUCCACGACGUCCUUGACCGCUUGCGCAGACAUGGCUUCUACGCCAAGCUGAGCAAGUGUCGCUUUGCCCAGCACAAAGUGGAUUUCUUAGGACACUACGUGUCUGACCAGGGUCUCCACAUGGACGAAGAGAAGAUCACUGCUAUCGCGGAGUGGCCCGUCCCCACAUCCGUCAAGCAGUUUCGCAGCUUCCUAGGCCUUACUAGCUACUAUAGUAAUUUCAUCCAGGGAUACGCUAGGUAUUCCUACGUCCUUACCUCCACCCUCCUCCGGAAGAACCCACCCUGGGCUUGGACACCCCUCCACGAGGACGCCUUUCGCGCCCUCAAGAAGGCGGUGAAAUGCGCACCGGUUCUUCACCUUCCCGAUUUUUACCGCCUUUUUAUCCUUACCACCAAUGUGUCAGACUUUGCUGUAGGAGCAGUGCUUUCUCAGGUCUUCCCCUCCUCUCUUGAUUCCUCUCAUCCUCGUAUCCCUCGCUUCCCACCACCUACCCCUACCACUGCUUCCCGACUGACGCCAACUCGUUCAACUACUGACGAGCCUUCUAUUGAUUAUUCUCCUACCAUCGCCGAGGACGGUACUGUCGAGUCUCGCUCAGGUGAUUGUCCGAUAGCCUUCUACUCCCGUCAGCUUCUGCCCGCCAAGAUAAACUACACUGCUGAUGAACGUGAAGUUCUCGCAGUAGUUUAUGUCGCUCGGCACUGGCGUCACUACCUUCACGGGACACCUUUCAUGGUGCGCACAGAUAACUCUGUUGUCCAGGCUUUUCUAACAAAGCCGAAGCUCACUCCUCGACAAGCUCGCUGGUGGGGCGAUCUAUCCGAGUUUAGUUUCACCACUGAGCACAUCAAGGGUGAGAUUAAUCGGGUCGCAGAUGCCUUAUCCCGGCGCCCUGACCACGACCAGGAGCAAAUCCAUCUCUCUUCCAUCUCGGUCACCACCGUCCACCACUCGGUGAUCGACGAGUUUCGCACUCAGUACCGCCACUGCCCCGACUAUCGCAACAUCCACGCGACCCUUCGGAGUGGCAAGACCGUCCCGAACUACUCUCUCGGGGACAACGGUCUCGUGUACUGGCACGGUUCACAGGGCACCAGAGAGCCCUGUAUUUGCGUUCCCUCCACUAGACAGCAAAGUGUCCGAGCAGUAGCAAAGUUCCAUGACCAGGCAGCCACCGGUCAUAUGAGCUUUCACAAGACGUUGGCUCGCGUGAGCCGCUUGUACGUCUGGCAGAAGUGCAAGGACUUUGUGAAGGACUACGUCGCAUAGUGUCUCACCUGUCAGGAGGUGAACAGUGCGAACCACUUGCCUU